Molecule: messenger RNA, 3056 nt
Organism: Mobula hypostoma (lesser devil ray)
Lineage: Eukaryota; Metazoa; Chordata; Chondrichthyes; Myliobatiformes; Myliobatidae
Gene: afg2a
Product: AFG2 AAA ATPase homolog A
Exons: 16
Coding region: 243-2987 (914 amino acids)
Cellular component (GO): cytoplasm
Molecular function (GO): ATP hydrolysis activity; ATP binding
Source: RefSeq, a predicted model, not a curated record
ACGAAGUACUCCGGAAAAUGGAGAAAAUCACUGUUGAAUAAGAUUUCUCCUCCGGAUUAGCAUUGAAUUAAAUAAAACUCGAUCUCCGCUGGAGUACAGUAAAGAGGGCACCUCUUUGUCAGUAAUUACGGUAGCGGUCGGGCUGCCCUUUGCCCUUUCACAGGGGAAGUGUAACGUCAGUGCCGCGGCGCCGCAUGGAAACGGCGUUCUGUUGCUGAGGAUCACGUUGCCCCGUUUACAUCAUGUCCUCGAAAAAGAAAGCCAAGUCCAAACCGGUGCGGGAUCAGGGCGCGUCGCCGAGGGCUGGGCUGGACUGCUGGCCGUCGCCGGUGAAGUCCCCUGGUGCCCCGAGUCCGGGGGCUAAGCUGGACGGCGUGGAGACCGAGACGCAGUCAUGCCUUGUACUGACAGUCUCCGACACCAUAGAGAAAGCUGAUGAGAAGGUACCGAAAGCUUGUCGAAGAUGUCUUGCUCAGAUGGGUCUUAACAACAUGAAACAGGCAAAUAUCUGCAUUGGCCGACCGAUACUCCUCACCAGUGCUGCUGGCAGACAGGAAGUUUGCACAGCGUGGCCUGUUCAAAGUUUUCCAGGGGGUAAGAUAGGGUUGAAUAGAAUCACCCAGAAGAAUCUGAAGAUCAAAGUGAAUGAUGCCAUUACAGUUGAGCCACUGCUUGGCCCAGUACUGCAGGCAGAGGAAUUACAAGUAGCUCUGAGAGAAGAAGAUGAACCCUUCAACAAAGAAGAAUUAUCUGACUUCUUGAUAAGGAAUAUGGAUGGGAAGAUAGUAUUACCUGGCAACUUGUUGAACAUUACUUUUUAUGGUCGGCUGUUUCAUUUGAUGGUGAUGAAGAUAAAAGGAGUGAAUGGCGUGGUUGCCGAAAUGUCAUUCAAUGCCCCGUCCAGGGAUACGAGUAUGACUGAGGAAUCCUUGCUUGAGAAAUCAGUGCAAGAGAAGGAUGCAAUAGACUUAUCGGCACAUUUCAGCAGUUUGGCCAUUGAAGUUACUCAGGACAGAGACAGUGCUGUAACCUAUUCAUUUUCUCCUAUGGCAGAUUCUCAGACUGCAUCAAUCCAGACUUGUAAUAAUACCCUGGAUAGUGGAAAAUUACUGGAAGCAGGCAAUGGGAUAAGAUGCUCUACAGCAAGCAACAACGAUGUUGUUGAGAAGUCUGAAUGUAUUCCGGAAGGAGUUGACAGAUGUUCCUCUUCAGUGGAUGGCUUGAUUCUGAUGCCUAACAGUUGCUUGAAAAGCAACAGAGAUACUUUUUACUCCAUUUCUCUCCUCACUCAAAUUAAGUUCUUGCAAGGACAAAAUGAUGAUGAACAGAACAAGGAAGAGUACAAAUCCAAAGUGACUUAUGACAUGAUCGGAGGUCUGGCCAGUCAACUGAAAAUGAUUAGAGAAAUUAUUGAAUUACCCUUGAAGCAACCACAACUGUUCAUGUCCUAUGGAAUUACACCUCCAAGAGGAAUUUUGCUGUUUGGUCCUCCUGGUACUGGAAAAACCUUGAUUGCUAGAGCUGUCGCUAAUGAAGUUGGAGCUCACAUCAUUGUCAUCAAUGGACCUGAAAUCAUAAGCAAGUACUAUGGAGAAAGUGAAGCAAGGCUGAGAGAGAUCUUUGCAGAAGCCACUCAAUGUCAACCAUCACUGAUAUUUAUAGAUGAACUUGAUGCCAUAUGUCCGAAGCGGGAAGGAGCUCAGCAUGAAGUUGAGAAGCGAGUUGUAGCAUCGCUACUUACCCUAAUGGACGGUAUUGGCUCGGAGGGGAGUCAAGGACAGGUCCUGGUCCUUGGUGCCACAAAUCGACCUCAUGCCUUGGAUCCAGCUCUUCGGCGACCAGGACGGUUUGACAAAGAAAUAGAGAUUGGAAUUCCAAAUGCUGCUGAUCGCCUUGAUAUCUUGAAAAAAUCUCUGAAGAAUAUUCCAAUCUCAUUGACUGAGAAGGAGCUAGUACACAUUGCAGAUGGUGCUCAUGGAUAUGUUGGUGCAGAUCUGGUAGCGGUCUGUAAGGAAGCAGGUCUACAUGCUUUACGUCGAACCCUUGAAGAAUGUAGCAACCCUUCAGACAAUAAGUUGGCUGGUUCAGUGAAGAUAACUUUUAAUGACUUCCUGCAAGCGAUGAAUGAUGUCAGGCCUAGUGCCAUGAGAGAAGUAACUAUUGAUGUUCCAAAAGUGUCCUUGUCAGACAUAGGAGGGAUGGAAAAUGUGAAACUGAAACUCAGACAGGCAGUUGAGUGGCCGCUAAAACAUCCGGAAUCUUUUGCCAGAAUGGGAAUUCAGCCUCCUAAAGGAAUUCUCCUUUUUGGACCUCCUGGAUGUUCCAAGACAAUGAUAGCAAAAGCUUUGGCCAAUGAGAGUGGACUGAAUUUCUUAGCAGUGAAGGGACCAGAACUAAUGAGUAAAUAUGUUGGAGAAUCUGAGCGGGCUGUGAGAGAGAUCUUCAGGAAGGCCAGGGCUGUAGCACCUUCUAUCCUUUUCUUUGAUGAAAUAGAUGCACUGGCUGUUGAAAGGGGAAGCUCUGCUGGUGCUGGGAAUGUGAGCGACAGAGUACUUGCACAAUUGCUUACCGAAAUGGAUGGUAUUGAACAGCUACAUAACGUGACAAUAUUAGCAGCAACUAAUAGGCCUGAUAUGAUAGACAAGGCUUUGAUGCGUCCUGGACGGAUUGACCGUAUUAUAUAUGUACCAUUGCCCGAUACCCCAACUCGAGCAGAGAUUUUCAAGCUGCAGUUUCGUUCCAUGCCGAUCGGUGAUGACGUAUGUUUGGAUUAUCUAGUGAACAGGACCCAGAAGUAUUCUGGAGCUGAGAUCGUUGCCCUUUGCAGAGAAGCUGCUCUUUUGGCCCUUCAAGAAGAUCUGCAGGCCAAGAUAAUCACGAAAAAGCAUUUUGAACAGUCAUUUAAAAUAGUCACUCCAAGGAUCCCUCAGAAACUCAUUGAAUUUUAUGCUAAUUACCAGCAACAAAGUGGAUUGCAUAUGCUUUAAGAAAAUGGAUCAGUCACUGAAGAUGUCAAACUCGUAAUGAAAAUUUAAAUAAAUUUACAUUCUCCAAAA